Cicer arietinum (chickpea) is the source of this 1749-nucleotide messenger RNA. RefSeq names its product probable polygalacturonase. Lineage: Eukaryota; Viridiplantae; Streptophyta; Magnoliopsida; Fabales; Fabaceae. The record is from RefSeq and is a predicted model, not a curated record. Gene Ontology annotation, molecular function: polygalacturonase activity. Gene Ontology annotation, biological process: carbohydrate metabolic process.
UAUUUAAAAGCUUCACCUAUAAAUACUUCAUGGCUUCACUCUUCUCAUAUACAUAAAAAGAAAUACAAAGUGCCUUUUUCUUAGAAUGGAGCUCUUGUGGAAAUCUCACAUGAACAUGAAGAUACAUGCAAUUAAAUUGGUUUAUAUUUUACUUUUGGUGACACUGAUGAGUUCUAAGGUAGCUGAGAGCAGAAAAUCAAAAAUGAUAAGAUCUUCUUUUGAGUACAAUGCUAUAAAUUGCAGAGCACAUAGUGUUUCAAUAAAGGACUUUGGUGGUGUUGGUGAUGGAAAAACAUUAAACACAAAGGCUUUUGAAUCUGCAAUUAAUCAUUUGAAUCAGUAUGGUUCUGAAGGAGGGUCUCAAUUAUAUGUUCCUGCUGGAAAAUGGCUCACUGGAAGCUUUAGUCUUAUUAGUCAUUUCACAUUAUAUCUAAAUAAAGAUGCUGUUCUUCUUGCUUCUCAGGAUAUGAAUGAGUGGCCAGUGAUCAAACCACUCCCAUCCUAUGGUAGAGGAAGAGAUACUGCAGGAGGAAGGUACACCAGCCUCAUUUUUGGAACAAACCUCACUGAUGUUAUUGUCACAGGUGAUAAUGGUACUAUAGAUGGUCAAGGAUCAUUUUGGUGGCAGCAGUUUCAUAUGAAAAAGUUGAAGUACACUCGACCUUAUCUGAUUGAAUUAAUGUUCUCAGAUAGCAUCCAAAUCUCUAAUCUAACGCUCCUUAAUUCUCCAUCAUGGAAUAUUCAUCCUGUUUAUAGCAGCAAUAUUAUAGUUAAAGGUAUAACUAUCAUUGCUCCAGUCAGAUCACCAAACACUGAUGGCAUCAAUCCAGAUUCAUGCACAAACAUAAAAAUUGAAGAUUGCUACAUAGUUUCUGGUGAUGACUGUGUAGCAGUGAAGAGUGGUUGGGAUGAGUAUGGCAUAAAAUUUGGGUGGCCAACAAAACAACUAGUAAUCAGAAGGCUAACAUGCAUUUCACCAUACAGUGCAACCAUUGCCUUAGGAAGUGAAAUGUCAGGUGGAAUACAAGAUGUCAGAGCUGAAGACAUCACAGCUGUUCAUACAGAAUCAGGUAUCAGAAUCAAGACAGCUGUAGGGAGAGGAGGGUAUGUGAAGGACAUAUAUGUCCAAAGAAUGACCAUGCAUACUAUGAAAUGGGCCUUUUGGAUAACUGGUAACUAUGGUUCACAUGCUGAUAAAAACUAUGAUCCCAAUGCUUUACCAGAGAUUAGAAACAUUAACUAUAGAGACAUGAAAGCUGAAAAUGUGAGCAUGGCUGCUAGAUUGGAAGGGAUUUCUAAUGACCCUUUUACUGGAAUAUGCAUUUCCAAUGUGACAAUUAGUAUGGCAGCUAAGGCUAAGAAACAGCCAUGGACAUGUAAUGAUAUUGAAGGGAUCACAAGUGGAGUGAGUCCUAAGCCAUGUGGUUUGUUGCCUGAUCAGGGGAUCAAGAAAAUCAAAGCAUGUCAUUUUCCUUCAGAUUAUCUACCUAUUGAUAUGUUGGAGCUUCAGAAAUGUAGUUACAGCCUUUAAACAUAUGCAUGAGUUGUUUGUUUAAGAUGUAUCGUUAAGUUAUUUAUUUACUUUUGGUCUUUGAUCAUAUUAUUAUUAUUAUUAUGAUUAUUAUUAUUAUUAUUAUCUACAUAUCAUUUCUCAAGUAGAGAAAUGUAUUGUAUGUCAGUCAAAUUAUAGAUAUGAAACAACUUAUAUUUUAUCUCUACAAGUUGAUGACAUGGCUUGAUAUGUUGCUA